Molecule: messenger RNA, 650 nt
Organism: Euleptes europaea (tarantolino)
Lineage: Eukaryota; Metazoa; Chordata; Lepidosauria; Squamata; Sphaerodactylidae
Gene: CNPY1
Product: canopy FGF signaling regulator 1
Exons: 5
Coding region: 15-569 (184 amino acids)
Cellular component (GO): endoplasmic reticulum
Source: RefSeq, a predicted model, not a curated record
ACUGCUACACGGGGAUGGCCUUGCUUCAGUCGGAGCUGCUCCUGCCUCUGCUGCUGCUAGUUUUGUUUGGAAACACUGCGAAAGGACAGCGGGACCCAGAGUUGUUCUGUGGAGCCUGCAAGGCUCUUGCGGACGAGCUGACGUACGAUAUUAAGAAAAUAGGUCCAAAGAGGACUGUGAAUUCAGGGACGUUCCGACUAAAUCCUGACGGCACGCGAGGGAAGAAAAAGAUCCCUUUUGCAAAAUCUGAGACCUUUUUAACGGAUGUUUUGGAAAAGAUAUGCGAUCGGAUGAACGAUUACCAACUUCAAGACGAUCCAGACACAAAGGAAAAGAAAUUCAAGAGAUAUGCUCCUCGGAAGGAUGAGCCAAUCUAUGAAGAAUAUAAGAAAUACUUUUUUUAUUCUGAUGCUUAUAAGCCCUUAAAAUAUGCGUGUGAAACUAUCAUAGAACAGUAUGAAGAUGAAAUAUUCUCACUUAUCGCCCAGGAGGCAGACUUUCUGGCUGACAGGCUGUGCAUUGAAAAAUCAGGUCUUUGUCCAAAGCCUGAGACACAUAGUGAACUCUAGCAAAACAGCAGUCAACUAAUAUUACAGAUGAAGAACAAUGACUGAAAUAGCUCUACGGUCUCUGCCUUCCAUACUUAUUUU